Phanerochaete carnosa HHB-10118-sp is the source of this 600-nucleotide messenger RNA. RefSeq lists its product as uncharacterized. The transcript has 3 exons. Lineage: Eukaryota; Fungi; Basidiomycota; Agaricomycetes; Polyporales; Phanerochaetaceae. The record is from RefSeq and is a predicted model, not a curated record. The coding region runs from base 23 to 595 and encodes 190 amino acids.
CAUACUAUGCUACUGAUGCGUCAUGUUUGGCCGCCCGCCGUGCAUGAACUUGUCCUGGGUCAACUACGAGUUCCCGCAGGAACCCGAGGAGCGGGUCGACACUGACGGACAUCGCGAGUGGAGUUCCCACCCAUGGUGCUGGCAGUACUCGAAGCUCCUGCACACCGUGCGCGCGACGGCUUUCGCGGCCGCCGUGCCGCAGUACGCCAAGAUCCUUGAGCUCGACCGCGCGGUGCGCGACUUCCCGGUGCUGCACAGCCUGCGCAGCAAGUGUGGCCUCCCUGAGGCGGCCGAGGCGGGCAAGGCAACGCACGUGCGGCGCUACAGCUGUAUGGCUGCGAAGGAGAUCACACUACUGAACCUGCACCGCCCGUACUUUGCGCAGGCGCUCCACGACGACGGCGCGCAGGACGUCCUGCGCCACCGCUACGCGCCGUCCGUGCUCGCUAUCUACCGCUCGGCGUGGCGCAUCGUCGAGGCGCUGCGCGUCACGCAGGAGCGCGUCCCGUUCGUCACCGAGCGCUGGGGCAUGCCGUGGUCGCUGUCGAUGUCUGCCGCGAUGCGUGUUUUCCUUCUUGGAGAGACACAUACAUAGGGGUU